CUCAGGACAAAAGGGGAGUUUUCCUUAUUUUCAUUUCUUUAAUAGCUGAGUGAGUCAGUGUAUAAACAACCUUAAAGGUGAAAACAGCUGGUAAAACGUCUCCUUGGCGUCGUUUCUUUAUUGAUAGAACUGUUGCUGUUGCCAGGGGUGUUUUACUAAGAGUAAUAACUGUUGUGGUUACUAUUUGGUAAUGUGAUGGAUUCGUGGUUUAAGAUAUUAUUGGUCGCUAUCUUGUUGACAUGGGCAGAAACAAAAGGACAACCAGAAGCCAAUAACCAAGCGCCGAACAGGUGUGGUCAGGAAGAGUGCGAAAAAUUUCAAGGUUGUCUCGAAACCUUGGAAACUAAUUUACACGGGGAUGUCAAUACAUUGAACGCAAAAUCAAUCAACGCAGAGUCUAAGUUUAGUCUUACGUCUCGUUCAAAUUCGCUGAUUCUUGACUGGGAAGACAAUUAUGGUUGCGCAUCUCAACUUACCGCGCUCAAUUUGAAAAUCUUUUCCGACGGAGAAAUAGAUGUCCCAGAUAGCGAAACUGCAUCCGUCAAGAUUCCGCGCAAUUGUCUAAAAUUAAAAACGGACGGGACCAAACUUUUCUCACUAGACUUGUUAGCCAAUCAAAGGUGCACACCUAAAUGGAAGCCUUUAGAUGCGUGUAGAAAGUAUGCAUUUGAAAUUCAAUCCGAGUAUUCAAAUAAUCGGUCCAGCAGUGCAUCUUUUAUAUCGGAGGCCUUCACAUCAAAACAAGGAAUCAGCCCCAAAAAUACGAUCGAUGGUCUGUGGCAAUGUUCCGCGCAAAAAUUCUUCUGUCGAGGAAUCGUCGAUCCCCUUGAUCCUUAUGCCUACGCUUUCGGGAGUACGAAAACCAGCGGUUGUUUAGACAACGACAAAAUUUGCAACCGAGAAACCGACUGCGAAUCCGGAAUUGAUGAGCUGAAUUGUGCCAAAGGUCCGAAAUUCUGGUUUAUUGGCAAUAAACCGGAACCGUGUACCAAUGGAUUUCAGUGUGGGCGGCAAUGCAUUUCCAACGAACUCGAGUGCGAUGGCAAAUACGACUGUCUUGACGGUUCUGACGAGCACUACGAUUGCGAAUACUCCAAAUCGUGCAGUCAGCUAACUGGAAAUGUUGGUCGUUUCUCUUCCGCACCGGUAACACCUCCGAACGAAAAUAUUCACAAGAAUCACUGGAUGAAUCUUGUGCGAAAAUCAGUUGUCUUGAUUACGGUGCAAACCAACCGUACCAUCUGGCUAGCUUUUAAUAAAUUCCGCACCACAGAGAACCGGUUUUUAAAGGUUUAUGAUGGCUCAUAUUCAACGAGUCCUCUGCUUUUGUCACACAGCGGAACGACAAAGCCCCACCCUGUUCGAUCAUCGUCUAAUAAUUUGUACGUGGAAUACCCAUCGUACUACGAUCAAAGCUACGGGGUUGAAGUCUUCUACACCAGUAUGAACACCAUGGACCCCCCAUUCGUUUCAGGAUGUGGAGGUUACAUCUAUGGCGAUGGUGAAGUUACCUCGCCUGAUAAUUUGUCAAGUCUUUCCGACGUAACUGACUGUAUUUGGUUUGUGGAAGCUCGUGAUAGCAAAGGAAUAAUUCUAUUAAAGAGAAAUGUUGAUUUAAUUGACGAAAAAGAUAAAUCAACCUCUGAAUUCCCGGAAAAUCAUCCCAUUAUGACUCAGGUGUACGACGGUUGGAGCUCAUCCGGCCAAGUGCUGUACGACGAACGAAUUUCCCCUCGCCCUCCAAGAGUCAUUUACUCGAUAAGUCACAAAAUAAUGAUUCAAUUUAGAAUGUUACCGGAAAUUAAAAAUAGCAAAACAUUUAAUUGGCGCAUCACCACCAUAAGACCUACGGUUCAGUAUCUUGUCGGGGAGAAAGGAACUUUGAAAAGUCCCAAUUAUCCAGCAACAUAUCCUGAUUCUUCCGACUUCCGCUGGAAUAUCGUCACUGCGCCGCACACUAAAAUUCAGCUUCUUUUCGCGUUGCUUGAAACCCAAGAAGAAUUUGACUACCUCUACGUGUAUGAUGGACCUACAAUUUAUUCUCAAUUGCUUCUCGAAAAAUCGGGAUCAGAACCUUUACCUUUUGCUGUCAACUCCUCUACUAACGAGGUACUCGUUCGAUUAACGUCUGAUGAGGCGAAAGCUUUUCCUGGAUUCCUAGCUGUGUACUCGACUCUCUAAAGAUGUUAACUAAUGUAAAAGGGUUGGGAUUGCGAAUAGCUCAACAUUUUCUACAUCAUCCUGGUAGCCGAGAAAAGAAUAAGAACCUCCCGUCAUCUUUUUUUUUUAAAUAUUCUGUGUAUUAUUCGACAAUCUUUAAUUUAACUAAGUAAAAUAAAUUAAAUGGAAUAUUGGCUACAAUCUAAA
This is a messenger RNA of Daphnia pulex (common water flea), 2367 nucleotides long. RefSeq names its product tolloid-like protein 2. NCBI's taxonomy places the organism in Eukaryota, Metazoa, Arthropoda, Branchiopoda, Diplostraca, Daphniidae. Gene Ontology annotation, molecular function: protein binding. The transcript has 12 exons. The record is from RefSeq and is a predicted model, not a curated record. Bases 196 to 2181 code for a protein of 661 amino acids. Gene Ontology annotation, biological process: negative regulation of inflammatory response.